AAAAAGGAAAAACAAAAAAUAGUAGCUUAGACGGAUUAAGGCGCCGUAAGUCUGACUCGAACGUUCGCCGUUCAGAGACCCCAAUUCUUCAGCAACAUUCCUGAGCUCUCUGCUCAUUCCUGUUUGCCCUAAUUUCUGCUUUCUCAAUUCACCUCCAACUCUUUCCUAUCACGUUAGUUUUACACACAAAAGAAGAAGGGAAUUUGGUUUUGGAGGCCAUUUUGAUUCUGCAGCUUUCAGCGCCUUUUGGUUCCUCGCCUUUUCCGGCGGCGGCCAUUGAUGUGCUCUUGAGGUAAAGAAAAAAAUAUUCCUUUCGCACAUUUCAAUAAUUUUCUAGUCUGUGUACCUCUGACUUCAACACGCGAGCUGGUUGCCAGGAUUUCUUUUUAUCCCUCUUAUACCGCAUCUAGAAAGUGUUAUUUGUGAUUAUUUGUUCGUGGCUAAAGUAAGUUUCUGCUGAUUUUUCUGGAAAGGAACCGUUUGAGCGUGCUGUAUUGGUUAAAAUUCGAGCUGAUUUUUUGUGAUUUACGUUUAGCUUGAGCUCUGAUACUGAGGUUUCUUUUAUUUUUCCUUGUUUUUGCUUUUGUACUUUGGUCUGGAAGGUCAUACUGAGGAAGGUGUAUCCAAGACAUUAAAGAGUGAAUUCUCAAUCUGUCUUCACGGUGAUAUUUAUUUUGUUAUAUAACCUUGGCUUAUGUGUCACCAUCAUCCGACAUGAAGCUGGCUGUUAGUCAGUAGUAUUGAUUAAUUAUGGAGGUGAUUAUGAGAUGAGAUGCAAGUUGCUGGGUUGGAAAAUAAGAAGAGGAAUUAGGGGUUAGGAGUUAGAUGGAGUCAAGUUCAGCUGUGGGAAGCUCAGGUUUUGAGGUCCAAGAGGAUGUAGAGUUUGAUUCACAUGGAGCAGCCUAUGAAUUCUAUAAGGAAUAUGCCAAGUCUGUGGGGUUUGGCACUGCAAAAUUGAGUAGUCGCCGGUCUAGAGCAUCCAGGGAGUUCAUCGAUGCUAAGUUUUCGUGUAUUAGGUAUGGAAAUAAGCAGCAGUCUGAUGAUGCUGUUAAUCCAAGACCUUCACCCAAGAUAGGUUGUAAAGCAAGCAUGCAUGUGAAGAGAAGGCAAGAUGGAAAGUGGUAUAUUCAUAGUUUUGUGAAAGAGCAUAAUCACGAACUUCUGCCAUCCCAAGCGCAUUUUUUCCGAAGUCAUAUGAGUGAUUCGCCUCGUAAGAAUGAUGCAAAAGUACGUAGAAGGAAGAUUUUGUCUUCUGUUGCCAAACCUUAUGGGGUGUAUCAGCUCUCAAGUCCAAUAGAUAAUUUUCUCAGAAAUCAGCAUGAUAGAGGUCGGAGUUUGACUUUAGAAGGUGGAGAUGCUCAACUUCUACUGGAACUCUUUGUUCAUAUGCAGCUAGAAAAUCCAAAAUUUUUUUAUGCGGUUGACUUCAACGAAGAGCAUCGACUAAGAAAUGUAUUUUGGGUUGAUGCUAAAGGCAUAGAAGAUUAUGCUUAUUUCAAUGAUGUCGUGUUGCUUGACACCGCUUAUUUUUCAAACAAGUAUAAACUUCCUUUAGUUCUUUUUAUUGGAGCGAACCAGCAUAUCCAGCCCAUACUAUAUGGAUGUGCAUUGAUUGCAGAUGACACAGUGUUUACAUUUGCAUGGUUGAUGCAGACGUGGUGUUUAGCAAUGGGGGGACUCCAUCCACAAGUUUUACUGACUGAUGAAAGCAACUCAAUGAAAACAGCUGUUGCCAAUGUCUUUCCAGAUACUCGUCACUUUAUCAGCCUGUUCAGUAUAUUGGAAAAGAUCCCUAGACAACUGCAGUAUCUCGGCCCUUGGCAUGAAACUUUUUUGGCGAAGUUUCUGAAAUGUGUACACAAGUCAUGGUCUGAAGAACUAUUUGAGAAGAGGUGGUUGAAGUUAGUAGAAAGAUUCAAUCUUCGAGAUGAUUUGUGGAUGCAGUCUAUCUAUGAAAGCCGCAAGCUAUGGGUCCCUACUUUUAUCAGGGAUGUAUCUUUUUCUGCAUUGUCUGCAGCUUCUAGAUGUGAAGGUCUGAAUUCUUUCUUUGACAAGUAUGUUCUUGUGGACACUUCAUUGAAAGACUUGGUCGCGCAAUUCAAGUUAAUCUUGGAGGACAGAAACGAAGAGGAGGCGAAGGCAAAUUUUGAUGCAUGGCACGAAGCACCUGAGCCGAAGUCUCCUUCACCUUUUGAAAAACAAAUGUCUCUUGUCUAUACUCAUGAAAUAUUUAAGAAGUUUCAAGUGGAAGUGUUGGGAGCAGCUGCAUGCCAUCUCAAGAAAGAACAGGAAGACGAGUCGAGCAUAACAUAUGUUGUAAAAGACUUUGAAAAUAACGAGGAUUUCAAGGUGGAAUGGAAUGAACAAAAAUUGGAAAUAAACUGCUCAUGUCGCUCAUUUCAAUACAGGGGUUAUCUGUGUAGGCAUGCUAUUGUGGUUCUCCAAAUGUCGGGUGUUUUUACAAUUCCAUUCAAGUAUAUCUUACAGCGCUGGACUAAUGCUGCCACAAGCAGGCACCCUAUUAGUGAAAAAUUGGAUGAGGUGCAAGCAAAAGUCCGUAGAUACAAUGACCUAUGUCGGCGUGCUAUCAUAUUGGGUGAAGAAGGAUCCCUAUCUCUUGGAAGUUAUACUAUGGCGCUUGGUGCUAUAAAUGAAGCUAUGAAGCAGUGUGUAAGUGCGAAUAACUCUACUGAGAAUGACUUGAGAACGGGUGCCGUAGCAACAAAUUUACAGGACAUCAAUCAAGGUAGCAUUGCGACAGGCGAUGGGGGGCCGCCUAGUAGUGUGGUUAUGCCAGCAAGUAAGAAUUCUAAGAGAGCUCAUUCUGGAAAAGAAAGGGAAAGUGUCGUCAGCAAUGUAAAUAAGAAGGGCAAGGUUCCAACAGAGCAAGGUGCUUCAAAUGUUGGAUCACACGGCGACUUUCACCAAAUGGUUCGUUGUACUUACCCUCUGAUGCUCUUCUAAAACAGAGAUAUGUACUUUUGCAUAUAUUGGAAUCGCAGUUCAGUGUGUUUUAUUCUCUUCGUCAGAGAUAUGGUGUAAAUCUUCUACUGGUUGAAGUAAUAUAGUCUCGUACUUGCAAAAUUUGCCACGACUUCUCAUAGUAAGUUGCAUGCAGAGUUUUGGAUGCCUCUUUGACUUUGAAAAGCUUUCUCCCAUUCUUACGAGUUUCUAGGGGAGAACUCAUAAAAUUCUCUUUCUUGAUGUGGACAUUUAUGCAACCUUACAAAUUUCUGUCUGACUCAAUUCUUACCCAAUCAAUCAAGUUUUGAUUUUUUAGAUUUAAAUCUCUGUCUUGUGUUUUUCUUCGGUCAAAAUGUGAGUUUUCAUUUUGACUAGGAUGUGCAUGGCGGUGGCUUGGAGUAUCCUAACGCAUAUCCCAGAUUUUUCACGACACUGUUAAGAACUGGCGAAAUGAACAAGAAAAACGUGGACAUGCUCAGUGAGAUGCUGGAGGAACAAAGUUGAAGGUGACCUGAAAAGAGGAAAAGGGAUGUUCAUGUCAUGAAUUGUCCGGAAGUUGCAAGCUCUUUCGCACUCCCUGCCCAUGGCUUCUUUGUGUGGAAAGAACAUGUUCUUCUUUUGGUUCACACCAUUCAGAUGCGCAAGCCGGCGAUCUGUUGCUGAGCACACAAUAAAGAAGCCGUCCGAAUCCAUGGAUUGAACAGAUCAGCGGAGAGCAUUGCAGUCAUACAUGCCUGAUUGCCUGGUGACAAAAUUUUCCAGCAAGCUGUAAUUAUACGAAUAAAAUGGUUCCAUUUGUCAACAAACCCAACUUAUAUGCCAGUUCAUUUUUUGCCCUUUUUUCGUCCAGCCAUCAAGGUGUUUAUGCUUCGGUUUCAGUUUAGAGGUCAUUAUGAUGUUUAUGAGGAGUUUUUUACCUAAAUAAUUUUUAAUGGAAGGACCUGGACAAAAAUAUAUGCCCUAGAGUGGUGUGGACAAAUCUAGUUAUCAAAUCCGAAUCUAUCCAUUUUGUAUUAGAUUCGGAUUUGCCAAAUCUGAAUCUCCUUGUAUUACAACUAUAUGAUGAAUUAAUUAUAUUCGGUA
Molecule: messenger RNA, 4047 nt
Organism: Oldenlandia corymbosa var. corymbosa
Lineage: Eukaryota; Viridiplantae; Streptophyta; Magnoliopsida; Gentianales; Rubiaceae
Source: the annotation of a GenBank genome assembly